Zonotrichia leucophrys gambelii is the source of this 3598-nucleotide messenger RNA. Its product is annotated as collagen alpha-1(I) chain-like. Bases 804 to 2204 code for a protein of 466 amino acids. The transcript has 2 exons. Lineage: Eukaryota; Metazoa; Chordata; Aves; Passeriformes; Passerellidae. The record is from RefSeq and is a predicted model, not a curated record.
AGCAGCAGGCAGCGCUCGGAGCGGUUAUUCAUUCCCCGGCUGACGCCACCGAGCCCAGCCGGGCACAUGUUGCCAAGAGAGCACCAGCAGCACCUCAGCCAAGCGCACCCUCCUCCCUGCUGCCCUCGGAAAGCAGAACAAAGCGGCGGCCGAGCCUGUUCCCGCAUUCCUGCUCCCUCGCAGCCCCUCUGUAACCUUUUCUCCUUAAAAGUCAUUCCCCAGGGCUCCUCCGCUGCUCCGGCCGCGACUCAAGUUACGCGGAGCUGCCUUGGGGAGAAGGAUCUGACCUUCAGCGGCAGGCAGCGAGCAGGGGGUGGGAGAAAAAAUUAAAAAAGAGCACACGAUGCGGGGAAAUGGGUGCGAAGAAAUAGGAGAAAGGGAAGGACAAGUGGCGCUCGCAUCUGCUGUCCUGCCAAGGAGACGGGAGCGGGCACAAAGCAGCUCCGAGCGGAGCAGCCAUCACCAGGGGGUGUACGCGGAGCACCGGCGGCGGGGAUGGAAAAGCAAACAAGUGUAAAGGACGGUCAGAAAGAAAGAAGCCCUCCCGCUUGCACCGUGCCGAUGAAUGAAGCUACAGGUUCAUCUCACACCCCUCCAAACCAUCCCGGGCGCUCAAACCCACGCACCCGAGCCGAGAUUCGCCGCUUCUGCAGGAAACAACAGGCGAGAAGAAGGCGAAGGGAUGGAGCGGUGCGCUUUGUGCGACGCGGAGUUGUCAUGCGAACUUCCAGCCCUUCCCCAGGAUAAAAUAUCCCGAGGGGGGAGGAAAAAAAAGGAGGGGAGCAGCUGGUGCAUGGAAAGUUAUGAGCACAAACAGAUGCUGCAAGCAGAUGCUCGGGCGCUCCAGCCAUACCUAUCGAAUUAUUUUAGGCGCUGAGAAUAGCUCCGUGAGAAACGCAGGAGUUCCCCCUCUUCUCCAAGCCGACGCUUUUAUCGCGGGGGUAUCGCGACAGCGCCCGUGCCGCGCAUCGCCUCCGCUGCUCGGGGAGAGACGCGGGGAAGGAGGCGAGCCUUACCUGCGGCGGCCGCGAGGGAGGUGCCGGUGCGGAGAAGGGGUGAGAAAGAUCCGUGGCGAGGCCGUGCCCGGUGCCCGCUCCGCUCGCACUGCGCUCCCGCCCGCCCGCGGCCCCUUUUUGCGGGCGGCCAUGGCACGUUUAAUACGGCCCCGCCGGACACGCCCCCCGCGCGGAAGCAGCCAAUCACAGCGCGGGGCGGGACUCGGGGGGCGGGGCCUCGCAGCGGGACGGGCAGCGGGACCGGGAGCGGCGGGGACGGAGCGGAGCGGGGAUGUCAGCCGGGAUGCUCCGGGAACGGAGCGGGGACACUCCAGAGCGCUGCUCGGAGCCGCGGUUCCCGCUGCUAAGAAGGCUCUGGGUCCCCCGGUGCCCGCUGCGGAGGCUCCUCGGGUUCCCGGUACGGAGGAUCCUGGGAUAAAGCACCGGCUCCCUGCAUCUCCGGGUCCCUGGGAGAAGGCACCGGCUCCCGGGAUCCCCGGGAGAAGGCAGCAGGUCCCUGGAUUCCCGGGACCCCGGUGCGGAGGGUCCCUGGAUCCUCGGUGCAAAGGGUGCCAGGAGAAGGCGCUGGGUCCCUGCCUGAAUCCCGGGAUCCCGGUGCGGAGGGUCCCGGGGAGAAGGCACCGGGUCCCGGCAGAAAGCAUCAGAUCCCCGAGUCCGCGGUGCAGAGGAUCCCCGGGUGCCCGGUGCGGUGGGUGCCAGGAGAAGGCACCGGGCCCCCGCUGCGGAGAGUCCCCGGAUCUUCGGGGACUCGGUGCCGAGGGUCCCGGGAGAAGGUGCCGGGUCCCAGGACCCCCUGUCCGGUGUAAAGGGUCCCGGGAGAAGGCGGCGCGUUCCCCGCUGCAGAGGGGGCAGGAGAAGGCUCCAGCCCCGCGGGUUCCCGGAGAAGCCGCGCUGCAGAACGGGCACGGCCGCGCUGCGGGCAGGCAGCGCCGCUGCGGGUUCGUUCCGCCGCUCCGGGACGCUCCGGUUGCGCUCCCGAGCACCCGGCACCUGCCGCCGGCAUGGUCUCACCCUCCCCCGGCAGAGAUAAAGGCUUUUGAGGGACUUCACCGCGAGUUUGGGAUGGUCCCGUUGGGAGCCGGCUGCCCGCUCCCUCCCGUUCCCGGCUGGUGGCCGAGGCCCCGGGCAGUGAGGAAAAAUAGCGAAGACAGAAAAGUUUCGUUCCUUUUGUCCCUUUCUUUAUUUUAGUGAAGGGAAAUAAAAUGCUAAGGUGCAGGGGUGUCCCAUCCCAAACUCCCUAGCAGGCAGAAGCCAAGCAAGCACAGCACAACACCGCUCCUGAACCGAAAAUCCCUCUCUUUAACUAAAUGAAACAUCCCUUCCAAAACAAGAGCUUGGAUCCCCGGACUAAGAUCUUUUGGAGCAAGGGAAGGACGAGGCUGGCUGCAGUGCGUGGGAUCCACGGCUCUGCUCCCUGAGUCACCUGUGGCAGCUCGGUCAGGCUGGCCAGGCUUGAAAUAUGCAGAAAUCCAAAUGGUUUUUAACAGCUUGUCCUCCCUACGGUGGACGUGGCCUAAGACAAAGAAAAUAAGGAUGAAAUGCCUGGCCGGGAGCCUUGCAGGAACAAAAACAGCCCUGUAAGCACAGCCUGAAGUUUGGCAAGCCCCGGCUCCGCUGGACAGUGCAGGGUGUUGGGUUCCAGGGCAGGUGUCCGCAGCAGGACACUGUCCCUGCCCUGGGGAAGGGACAGCAGCUGAAAUCCACGGGUGGUGUGCUGGGAAAACAAGGUGACCGCUGAGUGCAGCGGGGCAGAGCCCCCCAGGCUUUAGGAAUUGCCACAAACACCUUGAGUUGCACCCAGCACUGCGACAACACCCAGAAAUGAGAGCUGGGGAUGCUCCCGGGAAAGGCAGCGGCCACCAGCGGCAGGGAUGGACUGCUCCAGGCAGCUCGGCCUCCAGAGAGCUCCUCACAAUGUCCAGAGCAGGCUGUAAAGAUGAUUCCUUACUUUCCACAGCAAUGCCAGCGCCCUGCAGUCACUCCUCGUUAAACUCUCCUCCUCCUCCUCAUUUGUUUGCAAAGUUUCCAAGUCUGCCAUGAGCUCUGGGUGGGAAAGCUUUGCCCAGAUGCUCUCUCCUGGCCUGGCAGAGGUGCAGGAUCAGCCUCCCCGCGCUGCUGCUGCUCCAUCGCAGCGAGUGCCGCGCCUGGCAGCGCCGGUGUUUGCCGAGCUCCCGCAGCCCCGGUGAGGAAGUGCCGCAUUGUUGCAGCAAUAAACACAACGGCCGAGGGCAGCUGGUUCACCAGAGCCACGUUUGUGAGGGCAGGAGGAGCAGAAUUGGCGUGCUGGGGAGGGGGAAGCAGGGACAAGGCUUCUGCUCCUUGGGCAAUCUGGAGAGUUGGGCAAUCGCUGGUUGUGAGUUGUGCUUGGGUGGUUCUGUUCGUCUGAAGGGGGAAGAGAAGCCCAAAACUUAUGGGUGGUGGGUAUGUGUCACAGACAUCUUUUAUGAAGGAUUUUUCCUCCUGAGAAGCUGGGAGGCCUCAGGAACAAAAUGUAAACAUUGAAUAUCUGCUGCUGUGGAAUGCAACAGGUGCAUCUGUGGUUCGUCUCAUGUGGUUGUUUCCAAUAAAUGGCCAAUCACUGU